ACCGCGUCCACUGCAAGUUCCUCACCAAGACCCUCCAGCCCUGCGGCAGAUUCGACUUUCAUCAGCGUGAAGAGGGAGCCGAGCACGGAAGAGCCCAGCAGCCCUCUCGAGGCAACGAGUCCUGCUUCCAUCCUGCGCAACAACAACGCGAUGGAUCACGUGAAAAGCCAGGGGACCACAGACCCACUGAAAAUCGGUGGAAAAGGCCGUGCUUGCGUUACCCGAAAAAAGUUUUCCCCCUAGAUCGUUCCAUUGUGCAACGUGGCAAAUAAAGUGAAACUCAGAGAGAAACGAACAAAAUAUAAAGAAGGAAGAGAAAAUACGCGGAGAGGAAGGAAGAAAAGGACGGAGAAAAAAAUAUAUAUACAUAUAUAAACAUAAGCGUAACACAAAGAUAGAAAAAAAGUCAGGGAGAGAGAGAGAGAGAGAGAGAGAGAGAGAGAGAAGCAGAAGAGCGGAAAAGGAAAGCGAAAGCAGCGAAUGAUCUCUCGAUCUCAACCAAAAAGGAAAGAUAAUGGGUUGAACCCUCGCAUCGUUUUUAUUUCGAAGCGGAAACCCGGGGAGAGAGAAAGAGAGAGAGAGAGAGGGAGAGAGCUAGAAGGGAAAAUAACGAUGUCGAUGAGAACAUGCCCUCGCACGAAGACGAUACCGAGCGUCUUUUCAAACAAUGCUGAACCCUGUCGAAGAUCGCGAUCCCACGGAUUUUCGCAGCCCUCGGGCAACCAGAUAGCUAACGAGAAAGGUCUUCUCUUCCUGUUGUGACACGGUGCCAGUGAAGUGCGGAUUUUUUUCCCCGUUUGUUCGUGCAACCGCUGCCAGGUGCUUCGUAGUUGUUUGCUUUCGCGUUGACACGGGAAAAAGGAUCGUUAAAAAAAGAAAAGGAAAGAAAGAAAAAAAAACAAAGGAAAAGAAAUUGAAUCUUGCGCGAUCAACAACCUUCUAUGAAUCCAAACACACACAUUUCGUGAUCCACAGUUCUUCGACUUCGUUCAUUUAACAUUUUCAUCUCGAACGAACCACGUCUUUCAUUUUUCUCAUAUUUUCUUUCAGUCUCGCGUUUGUUCCGGUUUUAACCAGCCGCGAGUACCAUCAUCGAUCGUCUGCUCGAGUAAAGAGUAAAGAGCAGAGAGUAGCCUGUUGCUCGGCUAGUGGCAAACAACGCGCUGGGAUAGACGCAAAGAAGAUACAUGUACGUUGUAUAUAAUAAAUCCAUUAAAGUUUCUCCUGGAGCAUAUCAAGACGUAAAGUCGUUGAAUCGGUGAAAUUCGUGACGAGUCGGAUUGAACUCGCCGAUAAGGAUCGGGAGAAAAUAGAAACGUGUCACGGCGAGCGUAAUAAAGCAUCCGCGCGUAAUCGUAUCAGAUUGAAUAAUAGGCUGCUCAAGGCUACCGAAAAGCAUUGCCCCCGGCCGCCAGUGUCUGGAGAAUAACGAGAAUCGUAUGAACGGGAGCAACGCAUAAUGUGUUCGAAGGCGCUUUGAAGGAGAGAGAUUAACAGAUAAAACGCGCUCUCUGGCCAAGCCGUGGACGUGCCAAAAUUGUUCGUCAGUUGCCUGCGGACAGCUUCAUUGAGAAUCUGCCUGAGGAGUAACGGCCAGUGACCUCGGUUCAACCGCUCUCGAGAGCUCCGUUCGAGAGGAAUGCUUUCUCGAAACCGUAGCAUCGCGAAACCUGACGAUCUUCUUGCGAAAACGUCGUCCUUUUCGCCUUCUUCGUCUUUUUCGUCGUCUUCUUCGUCGUCUUCUUCGUCUUCCUCGUCAUCUCCGUGCCUGUCGUCGACGUUCCACCGUUGGUGAAUCGGUCCGCGAGAAAACGAGAUGUGCUCGACGAUCGUUCGCGCGUAAAGUUUCCAGGUAGCACGCUGUUUGGAGGAAAGCCGAGCGAGUGGAUCGGGAAAAGUUGGACCGACGCUGCAUUCGACGAGGAUCAAGGAAUUCGUAGAAACGCGGAGUGCCUCGUUCAGGUACUUUUCGCUUUUUUCGUUCUUUCUUUUUUUCUUUUUUUUUCUUAUUGCGUGUGCUCAAGGGAUUGAACGAAAGGAUAUCACGGGGAUAAAGAGCAUAGAUGUGUGUCGUUUCGCGCACUAUUCGUUCCGCUGGUGAUACACCAGCGAAUAUCCGGUGGGCACGCGAUUCGCGAACCUCCUAAAGACCGUUUCGUUGCUGUGUUCCGUUUCUUCGUCGUGCGACGACUUGAAGUUCUGAACGCAGGAUAUAUGUUUAUAAAUCAGCAGUGACACCUCCUCCGAUUCGUUAAACGAGAAACAUCUUCGUACGAGGAUCGGUUCGAUUCUCGGUUCUUCGUCGAUCUUAAGAACGGCGCUCUCGCGUCUAAUCCUUGAUCGAGAAUAAUAUUUCAUAGCGAUAGCGUGAUACAGUGGUUACGUACUUGAGCGUACGAAGAAGGAAGAGGCAAAGAAUAAUUACAGAGACAUAUAGCAAGCAUAAAGAAAAAAAGGGUCUCCUAUAAAUCUCGACAUAGAAAAGUGAUGAACAUCGAGCCGGACGCGAAUCGAGUCACGUAGCGAGUCGAGUACGCGAAUGGUGACCGCAGUUGGUACCGAGGUGCGCGAUCACCGACGUCAUUAUCACCAUUACCUCUUCGUACAAUGGACGUUUUCAAAAUCGAUCAGUCGCUGAGCGCGGGUCUGGGUAGCGCCCCGGCGCCAGACACCCUUACACCGGAAGUGUCGUUCGACGCUGGUAGUGAAUUCAAUCUGAGCUUCUUCGACGGACCGGAGGAGAACAGCACCCAAGGCUUCAGCGAUCCCGGUUCCGUUGGUAGCGCCAGCGCAUCGCCUCCGCCUGGAACACCAGCCAGCAUCCCUGUAAAUCCUCCGAACGCCGCCCUACCGAUUGUCCAAGUGCCCCCUGGCAUCGUCAUUAAGCAAGAGCAACAUUACGCGGCUGCCGAUUCGAACAGUUCGACGCCCGCGAAGAGUUUCGUGGCCUGUAGAGUUUGCGGUGACAAAGCGAGCGGUUAUCAUUACGGCGUAACCAGCUGCGAGGGCUGCAAAGGCUUCUUUAGAAGAAGCAUUCAAAAGCAAAUAGAAUACAGGUGCCUGAAGGACGGCAAUUGUUUGGUCAUCAGAAUAAGUCGGAAUCGCUGCCAAUACUGCAGAUUCAAGAAGUGCCUAGCUGUCGGCAUGUCCAGGGAUUCCGUUAGAUACGGCAGGGUGCCGAAACGUUCGAGGGAACGCGGCCCCGAAGACACAGUACCGACCACCACGUCAACGACCACUACCACCGGAGUACAACAACUCACGUCCCCUGCUGGUGCUAACAAUAACAAUAAUAACACCAACAACAAUAACAACAACACCAGCAGCCAAAACAAUAACAACAACAGCCAAGCACAGAACGCUAUACCGUGUGUGCCGCCAGCUGCUGUGGUAGAGGCAGAUCAGUCAGACGCGGACGUGAAACAGUUGGCGGUUUACGACGUGAUACUUCAAGUUUCUCAGGCGCAUCACGCUCACUGUGGCUUCACCGAGGAAUCAACGAGGGGCAUCGUCCGGAAACCGAUGAUAAUACCGGCGAGUACUUCUUCGCAGCCCGCCAGCCCAGAGGACCCAGAGGCGGCAUCCUCGACAGCAGAAACAGUUGAAUCGCAAAGGAUCUGGCUUUGGCAACAAUUCGCCACUAGGAUAACGCCAUCGGUACAAAGGGUGGUGGAGUUUGCCAAAAGGGUGCCAGGAUUUUGUGAUCUUUCGCAGGACGAUCAAUUAAUUCUGAUUAAGGUCGGUUUCUUUGAAGUCUGGCUAAGCCAUAUCUCAAAGAUGACCACUGACAGUUCGAUGACAUUCGAGGAUGGUACUUAUAUCACUAGGCAACAAAUGGAAUUGAUGUACGAGCCAGACUUCGUGUCUGCUUUGAUGCAAUUCACUUCGGCCUUAAACGCCCAUCAACUAUCGGACACCGAAUUGGGCCUUUUCUCCGGCGCCGUUCUUCUGGGUGAAAGACCAGGUCUGAACGACGUGAAAACAGUGCAGAGGCUUCAGGAUCGUCUUUUGGAGGCGCUGAAGGUUCAAGCGUUACGGAAUCACACGGUUUCCGGCGAGGCUACUUCCGCGGGAGGUUGUUCCGGUGUCUCGAGCGUCUCACAAAGGAUACCAGAAUUAAGAACUCUGGGUGCCAGACAUGCGAAUCUGCUCGACUGGUUCAGGAGGAACUGGACCAAGCUCAAAUUGCCACCCCUGUUUGCCGAGAUAUUCGACAUUCCUAAGUGUGAAGAGGAUCUUCAGUGAAGAGAAUGUUUCAGAGUACAUCGAGUUAAUUCGACGAGAAUGAACGGCCCUGCCGGAAGAGUCUUUCUAAUUGCCGGUGUUCAUCGCACAAAUGCAGCUCGGACCUCGAGGACGAUUUGUUUUCGCUCGUUGGCGGUGACGUACAGCGGUACGAUGACGAGACGACGAUUCGAUUCGAGCGAAAAAAGGAAAAAAAGGAAGCGCAAAGACCGCUGCGAUCUGCCAGCGAUAUGGCGACUCGAUCUUCGCCAUCAUCGAGAUCCAUCUUGUGCUCUUCACUUUGUUUCGCUCGUACAGGCUGGGAAGAUGGAUCGUUUGGCGAGGCGAAGGGUACAGAUUGCUGAUCGAAACACUCUUGACACGAUAUACGAAGAGAAAGAGAAAAUUUAUUCGAUUAACAGGAAUAGAAUGAGCUAUACAAUGCGAACAAUCGACGAUUGGAUCGAUUACGUAUUGGACGAAGUAUAUAUAUAUAUAUAUAUUACAUAAAUGUGUGUAUGUGUGUAUAUAUAUAUAUAUAUAUACGACGAGUGAAUAACUUUUAAAAAGUUACUAGAUUUUGAAAAAGAAAAGUACUCUUUCUUUGAGAUAAUUAUAAAGGCAAGCCCUCCAUCGAUUGUUCUAAAUCGUGCAAGGGUAGGUAGAGAGUUCAAAAUGGGAUUUUCAAGUAGAAGGAAUUUGUAUCAUUCGCUAUACGUGUGCAAUAAGACGCACUACUCCAACGAAAGCAUUUUAAAUAAGUACAUAGUCAAGUCGGUGAGCAAGGGAAUCAAGUUUCGUAUCGUGUUGGUCUGGCGCAUAUCGUUGAUUGCAAUAAAGCGACGCAGUGAUCGAACACGCGUCGCAUCAAAAAGAUAGCACAAAAUCGUGAUCGCUUUACAAGGCACGUUUAUUAUUACGAUUUUAUCCAGUUAAAAUAAUUCUCAAGCGAAUUUUUCGGAACCUUGGCUAAUCGAGGAUCGUAUAAACGUUCAAAGUGCAGUCCGUGUGCAGCGAUCUGUCGAAAACAGUGAUCGAAAAUCUCACGAAUACAUACGAGUACAAGAUGCAACGUCGAACUUGUAAACAUAUCGAAAACAUAAUAUCAUAUUUUUUUCAUGCAAUCGACUCUCAAAAAUACCAUUUCCAUCCCCCCCAGUGUGAAAACUGUGACUCAAUAGAUAGCUGCACGUUCGCGCGAUCGCAAAAGAGAAUAAAUAUAUAAAUAAAUAUGGUGGUACGUACAUAUAAAUGAUACACGCAUGUUACAACGUGGACGAAUGCAUGCGCGUACAAAACUGACACUUAGACACUUAAUAUACAUAUACAAAGUAAAAAGUUUCACGCUAUAUAAAAGCUCAAAAGGAAAUCUUUAUAGGACGUAUCUCUCUAGAUGCAUCCGCUACGAAUCUCAAUCUAUGCAAUCUCUAUUUUUAUUACUUGACAAGUAGUAUAGUGAAUUACCUUUAUGGAUAUUGUUGCGUCGCUUCAGGGUGUUCCGCGGAAAGUGAGAAUAACAUGCUCGAAGUUGUUCUUUCGUUAAGACUUCUAAAAUUCUCGGUGUAAGGAUUUUUAGUGAAUAAAUAUCUCGCGUACGUAACGAAAAAAGGAAACGAAGAAAAAUAAAAGUUAAAGAAUUGAACGUUGUGUAUAAUAAUAUAAUGUACUUGUUACGUUGAACUGUUGUAUUUGUUAUCGAUCCACGGCCGAAAAUCGUUUUCCGAUCGUUGACAAAAUCCUGAAGUGAGCAUGUUUGAAUCUUCGAACUCUUGAACGCUAAUAAUUCUCUGACAAUGACUAGCAUGUAACGUGUAUCGAUAUGUAAUUAAUAUACAUAUACGUAUGUAUAUAUACAGUGGUGGAUAAAAGAACAUCUAAGGAAUUAAAUCAUCAUAGUAAACGCUAUAAUUUAUUAAGGAGGAACUAUAUUUUAUAACACGGGUCACAGUAUAGUAUGAGAAUAUAUAUGAUCUGAAAAAGGAUGAAACAAAUAAUUAUAUGUAUAGGGAUGAGAAAGGAUGUAUUUUAUUUGAAGAAAGCAAUAUUUUAAUCAAGAAAUGAAAGAUUCGUUAGACAAAGUAGUAUAAAUUUGAUUGCAACACUUUAUCAAUAUAUUUAUGCCGAAUUUAAGAUUUAAUGUCCUUUUAGUAGAUUUUCUUUUGGUCUAAUUGAAUUUCUUAUUCCAUUAUCAAUUUUAUGAUGUUCACUCGUGGAUAAUUUAUGGAUUUACACUACUUUGUGAAAGAUAUUAUUAAUAGAUUUUCCUAUUAAGCCCUAUUAUAUGAAUACAACUUCACAAACGAAUGAAUAUCUACAUAUCAGAGAGAGGGAAUUUCAUAAAUCAAUCAUACAAAUAUUAGCAUUAAACAUACAGUUACGCAAAUACAUAAAAAUAUGAAUUUUUAACCUUUCCUUUAGCCAUCACUGUAUAUAUUAUAUAUUCAUUGUGAGAAAUGAAGAAAAUGUAAGUUUAUCUAUUAGAGAAAUUAAUGUUUUAUCUAGCGUCGUACUUAAAUUAAAUAUAAUAUAUCGUCGAUAUAUCACUGUCGCUAAAAAAAGGAAAGAAAAUGUGAAAAAGACUAUCUUCACGAUAACUAGAAGGAGGAGAAAAAAUUCCAACUCUAAGCGCUCACAUCAAGUUGUGAAUAAACAUAUCAUACCUAAUUAAUAUAUUGAACAAAGAAGGGAGAUAUCAUCGUUUAAUAUAAUAUAAAUAUGAGUCUAUAUAUAUAUUAAAAUAUAUAUAUAUAUAUAAAGAUUAUAAAUCUAUAUGCCAGAAAAAUAGUUAUUAAACGCAUUAUGUCGAAUGAACGUAGAUCUACAAUAGUAGGCCAUUUUUCAAUCCACUAAGGCAACAAAAAUUUAUAUGCGUGUACAUUCAUACACAUGCGCAUACGUAUACACACGUGAACGUAAUUAUAAUUUUCUUUUUCCUAUUUCUGAUUCCUCUGAUAAAAAUCAACAACCGAAUGCUUCUCUCGACUCUCUUACAAUCUACCAAAACAGAUCUGCGCGAAAAAAUGAUGUAAUAAGAGAGGAAAGCACGUGCAGCGAGUCGUGCUGGAAUAUCUUUUAAAUUAUUAUUAAUAUCUUGUCCUCUUCGUCGCGAGACACGUAAAGGAGGAAAAUUUCAAUAAAAUGUAAACAAAUCAAGUCACUUGAUAUACCUAUAUGUAUGUAUGAGAAUUUUUAUGUGUACAUAAAUUCUGCAACUUGAAUCGAUUUAGUGGCUGUCCUAAUCAUCUAUAUUAAAGUAGAAACGAAAAUGAAGAGAGAAAAAGUUACGACAUUUUCCUCCUGUGAUAUUUGAAUUGCGAUUCGUUUGUUUGUUUCUUUCUAUUUUCUAUCUUUUUUAUUCAAAAUUUCUAGUCCCCACGACUUAUUCGCCAAGUUAAUAGUCGCGUAACGCGAUACGCUCGUAAACGUUGUUGGAACACGUUAAUCGAAACGGCCAAAUACUUAAAUAACGAUAUUAAUAUAAAAUAAUGAUCACUCGAUCACGCCGGCCAAUCAUCUUUACUAGAUUUCUCCUAUUGAACUCAAUGCUAUCGCUAUAUAAGUCAUUGAAUCUCACAAACGUUCAAAAAUAUACUAUAUUCAAAUCGCAUAACCUCAACUUGCUUCAUCAAAUGUAGUUGAUUCGUCUUUGUAAAUUGUAUAACUAUUAUUUCAUCGUAAUUCGAUAAAUAAAUGAUUGGCCGGCAUAAUCAAAAAAGCUAAUAAGAAUGAGAAUUGAUGUUAUAUUGAUUUAAAUUAAAGUCCAAUAUCCUUUCUUUUUCUUUCCCUCGUCUCGUGUUCCGACCGAAGCGCAAAAUCGUCUUUUCCUCUUUACACGUUUCCUCUCAGUCUCGUUUCCAUUCUCCCCGUUCCAUCCACUUUAAUCUCGUGUGCUAUUUGCUCUCAUAUGCUACUUUUUAACAUUGAGAUUUCGGUCAUGGUGCUAUAAUAUCUGUACAUAUACUGUGGGAAUCGUUGUGUAAUCAAUGUACCAUUAUUAUUAAUAUUAUUCGAACUAUAAUCGCAUCCAAUAUACUUAUUAUUAUUAUUUUAUUAUUUUGAUAUACUCAUAUUUACAUGACCGUUACGUUUAACGAUACAUCAACUUAUAAAUUUGUCUCGUAAUUUGCGCACGAAUAUUGGGAAACGCUAACAAAGAAAAAAAGAUGGCGAUUCCUUUCAUUUCAGAGAUAAAAAUAUAUAGUAAAUAUAUAUAUAUAUAUAAAUAUAUACAUAUAUUCCGCCCGUAAAACAGGACUCUGCAAUAAUCAUGAUUUUGUUUGAUAUUGAUUCUAUGAUUGUAUAUUUAUAGAUAAGUUGAGCUCAAGCGUGCAUCUCGUUGCGUACGCUAUAUCACAUAUAUUAUACAUACUCUUGAUUUUUAUAUAGGCGAGAUAUCGAGAUAUCGACUGCAUACUAUAUCUAUACCGGAUGUUUUAUAAAUCGUAAAACAAUCAGGAAAAUAGAAGACUCCACGGUCAAAUAUAAGGCGAUUCCCACAAUAAAGGUAUUCCUGAAUCUGAAGUUCUAGCAUCUUUCACAGAAACUUGACGAUAACCUAAAUAGUACUUUCUAAAUUAUAUGUUAGGUAGAUUCGUGCGAGAUCGUCCUACAUCCGGCACAGUAUCUGCACGGUUCUUCUCUGAUCGAUUCACGAUUUAUAAAACAGCCUAUGUAUAAAACGAUAUAUCGAAGUGAUUAAGGUGACGAUGACGAUGGAUGACGGCGUGCCAAGCAAGGCGGGAAUUGUUCUUUAAAAGCAAAAAAAAUAUAAUAUUACAUAUAUAUGUAUAAAAUAAUAUAAACGACGAUAAUGAUAUUAAGGUAAAUAAGUACGACAAAACGACUGCUCUAUACUGCUAAAGUACAAAUGUUUCAUUUAUUUGUUUUAUAAAAACGAUAUCGAUUUGUUAGAGAUUAGGUUUAAUGCGUGCACGCUCAAGCGCGCGAUGUACGUGUAAUUAUAUUUAUUUGUUAAUCUCUCCCUAUAUCUCUCUCUCUCUCUCUCUCUCUCUCUCUCUCCCUCUCUUUCUCUCUUUCUCUCUUUCUCUCUCUCUCUCUCUCUCUCUCUCUCUCUCUCUCUCUCUCUCUCUCUCUCUCUCUCUCUUUCUUUUCCUCUCUCAAGUAUAAUAAUGUGGCCCCUCCAUCUACAUAUAUAGCGUCCUAACGUGACGCAUACACAAUAACGUGAUACGCUCAUGCUCGCUCAUUUCACGUUCACCACGACAUCUAAUUUCACACGCAAUCCACAUAUCUCUCCUGCCGUACUUAUGUAAUAGUCGCAUGACAUAUGACAGUUUGGUCCUAGUAAUAUAUGGGUGCGUACAGGUACAUAAGGAUACGAAAUUCGUCGUUUUCGUCGUAACACGCACAGAUUUUGAGCUCCUCAUACCCCUCUCACGGAUAAUCACCAUGGUGGUGUCAGAUGAUCGAUGCUGAAUAGCAGGAAAUAUAACUUACAAACUAUAGCUGACAGAAUGGCUCUUUUUGUGCAGCGUUUCCCAAUCGUUUCCGUUUUUGCCAAUUAAUUUAACGAGCCUUGACCUUUUAUGUUUUCUAAGUAAAUUUUUUACCAUUUGUAAUUAUGAAGAUAUCGUAUUGUGUUCGUUCUGAAAAGGUGGAAAGGUGUAUGUAAUAUAAAGAAAAUCUUAUGAAUUCAUGAACUACCUUUGGAUAUAAUAUCUGCUUACUAUUUCUAAGCUAAACAUUUUCACUUUUUGUAAACAAUACGUAGAUUGGGAAAUGUUGAUUUGUUUAAUCAAGAUGCGACAAUAAUACGUAUAUAUUGCUUAAUAGCAAAACAAUAAAUUGUAUAAGUAUGACUACUUAUGAAAUUAUAAUGACGUGAUUCAGCAAUUUUGUUUCUUAGAUACAACAAAUGAUUUCAACUACUGUUCUGUCGUUGUAAAAUGUUUUAAUUCAUUUGUGCUCAAAAUGUCGAAAACAAUGCAUGAAUUUUAAGAAACUUUCAUGUUUUAAUUCAGUAUAUUAUUGCCAGAUAAAAGCGUGAAAAAUAUUUUUCUAACAAAAAAGACACUAAUUUUUUAAUACGCCUCUACUACAAAUAAUAGUUCCGAGCAAAGAUGAAUUAAAAUGAAUUUAAUAUUUCAUACAACGCUAUUUGUAUUACAGAUUCAAUAAAUACGUUAUUAUUGUCGUUGCUUGAUUCAAUCAUAUAUUCUGCGUUAUAUUUCCAUCUCAUUCAUGGGUGUUCAUUAAAUAUUAUUUUCUCUUUUAUAUUACUUCACCUACGAUCGUACUUAAUCGCAUCAGUAUCGUUUCAUCCGAUAACCGAUUAAUUUCCGACAUAUCAGAAUAUAUCUGCUAAAUCGAAUAGCAAUUCAAUUAACAUUUAAUCCUUUCGCAAUGCAAUAUGUUUUCCCUAUUUUCCAUUAGGCGGCCUGCAUUAAUUUAUCGUACAAUUAAUACGCGCUUCUGUUCAUAUGAAUAUCUUAGCGCGAAGUAUUUUUAUGAUGUAUAGAUAAUUUUGAGAGAAUUAUAUAUGACAUUUAGUUUGAAAUAAAAUUACACACGAUAAGGUACGCAAUUUAAAUUAAUUCAAUGAAUGCAAAGAGUUUGAGUAAAUAGGGAAAACAACGGAAGAAAUAAAAUAAAACAAAGUAAUUAACCGAAGAAAGAAUCGCUAUUGAAACUAUUGGAUGAUUCACGAAAUUGGAAUCCAAAGGAAAUGCAAUGGAAAGUAAUUGUCAUGCUGUUCGUAAUGCAUCACGAUCUAACGGAUGCACGAAGAAAUAAAGAAACAAAAUAAUGUAUGUAUAUCUCUAUCAUACAUACCGUCGCAAUAAUCGAUCGAUAUUUUAUAUUUUUUUCCUGUAAGACAAAAGUUUGUCCACUUUAGCUCUUUGCAAAUAUGCGCGUAUCGAUCGUAUUUUUGUAAAUCCUCUAGAAACCGAUUUCAUCUGAAAUUCACGCUGCCAUCAGAUAUUUGAACGUCUCAUAACGUAAAAUUGUUUUGCAACGAAUCGCGAUAAAAAGAAAAAAACAAACUAGAUCGCAGAGAGUUAAAAUGCUCGGACAACGUUUGUCGACGGUAGAAUACUUGACCAUUUGAGUGCAGAGGAUCGUGACCGCGUUCCUCGAUACUCGGACAAGAAAUACGAAAAGCACAGAAACGCUUCUCAUAUUUCUUCCGUUAUAAAACAACUAUUGGACAUGCAUAACAUCGUAUGUCCAGCAGUUGUGCCUUUACAUUGAGAAAAUCGUUCGUGAUUCACUGUUAUUUGAUCAGUAUCAGUUAAUAAACUUUUUAAAUAGUGUUAAAAAAUAAAGGCAACAUUUCUUUCUGUCUCGAAUCCUUCAUUUUACCCAAACUCCCAAAACACAUUCUAUUAUUUAAAAUCUACAAUUUAAAUGUAUAUAUAAAACUACUCUCUGCACUCAAAUGGUUCAAUCAAUGUUUAACGAGAUUUUAAUUGUCGUAUAAGAUCGUUUUGCGAUAACAAAUACAGGCGAGCUGAAACAAUCGGAAUGGAAUUAAAUUAAUUAUGUAAACUGUAAUGAAUUUAACUUGAAUCUCGAAUGCAUACUUUUUAGUAAACACUGUUGAUACAAUGAUAGUGUAAAUGGAUUAAAAAAUCUUGUAUGUGUGUUAGAAUUAUUCGUAGGCAAUUAGAAAACGUAAAGUUUCUUAGUCGUUCACAUUCAUGGCUUCCUUCUUUCGUAUUUCCGCUCAUUCUUCGUCACGUAAAGAUGGAAAAUUCAAGUAUUAGUCAUUUGUCCAAUUAGCUUAAUAUAUAAUGUCGAUAUUUUAAAAACAACAGUGUCGAUAAAAUCGACUUUCGAUCUGAUCAUAUAAAUGUUUAAUUAUUAUUCGAAAUUGUUUUAGAGGUUAGAAACUGCUCGAAACGUCUUCUGUAGUUCACAGUGGGAAGAUAUACGAAAAAUUGCGAUACAAUACAAUAUUAUGAAAGUUACUACUAAAUGUAAUUAUCAGAAACAUGUUUCCAUAAAAUUGUUUUAAUUAAUAUUCUGUUAAAUAUUUCCUUUCUUGUAAUAACAGAGUUAAAAAUAUUUUUCACAUGGUUAUAUUGUGUAUUUUUUAUGCGUGUUUUAAUAGUGUAAGCAAGUUCCGAAUUUUCCGGAACGACCGGAAUAAUACGGGUAUUCAUACUUAGAUAUUCAUACUAUCCGGAUAAUGAUUCAGUAGUAUGUGUAAAGCAAUAUCUGUUACCUGAAUAAGUACCUGUGUUAUUAUUUUAAUUUUUGACACUAAAGGGUAAUAAAAACUUCUAAUUGUAAAAAAUUAUUUGCAAAAAUCCAGAUGAAACAGAAUUAUUAAGAUAUUGAAAUAAUACUUUUAAAAAGGAAUACAAUUCACGUUCAUAUCAUACUAACUGACCAUCUGAGUACCUUGGCUUAAACUAUAAAUAUCUGUUUUAUUCGGAUAAUAUGAGUAUCCAUUGCUUAGAAUACGCAUUAAUACUUUAAUAUAAACAAAUUUCGAAAUAUAAAAAUUUAAUUUUAUAAUCUUGACAAUGGAAUGUUUUUUUAAUUGUUUUUGUAUUUACAUAAAAUAUAUUUAUAUUUAUAUUAA
Messenger RNA from Bombus huntii, 12775 nucleotides. RefSeq names its product ecdysone-induced protein 78C (gene Eip78C). Lineage: Eukaryota; Metazoa; Arthropoda; Insecta; Hymenoptera; Apidae. Gene Ontology annotation, molecular function: zinc ion binding; sequence-specific DNA binding; nuclear receptor activity. The transcript is spliced from 9 exons. Gene Ontology annotation, biological process: regulation of DNA-templated transcription. The record is from RefSeq and is a predicted model, not a curated record. Bases 2608 to 4245 code for a protein of 545 amino acids.